Messenger RNA from Salvelinus sp. IW2-2015, 10157 nucleotides. NCBI's taxonomy places the organism in Eukaryota, Metazoa, Chordata, Actinopteri, Salmoniformes, Salmonidae. The record is from RefSeq and is a predicted model, not a curated record.
AAUUGUUUAGAACUCGCCUUCAGGCAACCGAACAAGUUUGGACAUACAGUACUGCAGCUUCUGCCCAACCUGAGCCAACGAGUCUGCCUGUGUUACAGUUAAAUUAAACACGACUUUGAUUAUCGCUUCGCGGGACCUGGGAUGCGCCACGAUACUCUUCAUAAACGUUAUGCAGCAGAGGCGGCUAUCUGACAAGGGACUGGAGUGACAGAGUUGUGAAGAUGUGGAGCUGGGUUUUCCCUGUGGCURUCCUGCUGUCCUCAGUGCACCAGGCUGGAGCCCAAGGCAGGUGUAAUAAUGUUGGAGCAGCAGACAUAGUCUUCCUGAUAGAUGGCUCAUCAAGUAUCGGCAGGGCCAACUUCCUGCAGGUCAAGGGCUUCAUGGCUGGCAUCGUCAAGCCCUUUACCAGCUCUGUUGGCCAAUCAGGGAUCCGCUUCGGGGCCGUGCAGUACAGCGACACCUCUAGGGUGGAGUUCUCCUUCACAACCUACCUGAAUGGCACUGAGCUGGUCAGCGCUGUGGAGAACCUCAACUACAAGGGUGGCAACACUCGCACAGGUGCCGGCCUCAAAUUUGUCGCUGACAACUUUUUCAACCCCACCUCCAUCCGGAACGUCUCAAAGGUCUGUAUACUGAUCACAGAUGGAAAGUCUCAAGACAAUGUAAGGGACCCAGCUCAGAAGCUGCGGAGUCUGGGAGUGGAGAUGUUUGCAGUGGGUAUAAAGAGUGCAGACCAGACUGAGUUGGCUCUGAUAGCCACUCCUCCUCAGAGGGACUACACAUUCUUUGUGGGGGACUUUAAGCUGCUCAACACACUGCUGUCCCUGGUGGGCCCACGUGUGUGUUCCAGCUCAGGUGGAGUCUAUGCUAGCGAUGAGGCUUUCUCCGGUCCCUCUAACCUCCAGUUCUCAAGCCAGACCUCUGAUUCGCUCAGGUUCCGGUGGACUCCCGCAGGGGGGCCUGCGAGUGGCUAUGUGGUGCAGUACACGCCCCUUUCUGGCCUGGGCCAGCCAAUUACAGCGGAGCUGCGUCAGGAAACAGUGUCUGCAGGUCAGAGGAGCUUUGUGGCCAGAGAGCUGAAGUCAGGGACMGACUACCUGGUGACGAUCAUCGCCCAAUACCCCAACAGUGUGGGAGAGCCUGUCUCUGCCAAGGCACGAACCAGGUCUCUACCAGGGGUGUCUGGUCUUCGUCUAGUCCAGGCUGGUUUCUUCUCCCUCUCUCUGGGCUGGGAUGCCCCCACAUCACAGAUCCAGGGCUAUAGACUCACCUACGGACCCCGAGGUCAGCCUGCAGCCCAGCUAUUGGAGCAGUCUCUGGCUGCAGACUCCACCUCKGUCACCCUGGAGAGGCUACUGCCAGACACAGAGUACGUCCUCACCCUAUACCCCCUKUUCCCCCGAAACUCUGUCUCCCCCGCCACCCUCACCUCACGCACAUUGCGUCUGGAGGCGGCCCAGCAGCUGUCAGUAGAGACCGUGUCAGAGCGUAGCGUCCGGGUGCUGUGGAGGGGAGUGGGUGGAGCCAGGGCCUACAGACUGGUCUGGGGACCAUUCACAGGUCGYGAUGUGAAGUCUGUCGAGGUGGCUGGCGACACUGAGACUCACACCYUGUUGAACMUGCAGCCAGACACCGAGUACAUUGUCACUGUCAUCGCCCUCUACGAAGCCAACACAGAGGGACCUGCUGCUACCGCCAGGUUCAAGAUAGAGCGUCUGGAGCAGCAGGUGCUGAAGGCAGCCACCACCGGGCCCUCUUCCAUCCGCCUCACCUGGAACCUAAUCCAGUCUGCCAGGGGAUACCGCCUGGAGUGGAGGCAGGGUGAAGGUGGCAGAGUGCAAAGUCAGUCGUUAUCCAGGAGCACCACUAGUUUUGAUCUGACAGGGCUGCAGCCCAGCACUGAGUAUGUCAUCACCCUGUUCACCCUGUAUGAUGGACGAGAGGAGGCCACCCCCGUCUCCACCUCUCCAACAGUGGAACAGCAGGUGGGGAAGGUGUCCAACCUGCGAGUGGUAGAGUCCCUGGGCAGCACUGUGCGACUGGGAUGGACAGGGGUUGCCGGGGCGACACAGUACCGUAUCCUCAUGGUCAAUACUGAAGCGCAAACAGAGGAAACACGCAGUGUCCCUGGAAGCCAGACGACCCUUGACCUUAGGGAUCUGACGGAGGGCGUGUCUUAUGGGGUCAGCGUGACAGCUGUGGUGGGAGACAACGAGGGGGACCCGGUCACUGUUUACAUCAAAGCAGAACAAGCAUUGGAGAAAGUGACCAACCUACGUGUGACAAACAUCAAUGGUCGGCGACUCCGAAUCGCCUGGGCAGGUGUUUUGGGGGCGACAGGGUACAGGGUCACUUGGAGACAAGGCAACAAUGCUGAGCAGUCCCGUGAUCUGGGACCAGAGGCGUCAACCUACACGUUGGAGGGGUUGCAGCCAGACGAGGCUGUGGUCCUGGGUGUGGCGGCUGUGAUUGGUCAACGCAUCGGGGAAGAGGUCACCCUCUCGGCCAGGACCAAUGGGAACACCGGCUCAAGCUCAAGCACGGUUAGCGGCCUGCGAAUCGUUGAUGUCACCUCUCAGAGGAUACGCAUCACAUGGUCACCUGUCUCCAGGGCAACUGGCUACAAAAUUACCUGGCGCAGUGGAGAUGGAGUGGAGUCCACCCGCACAGUGGCCGCUGAUGUCACUUCCUUCACCAUUGACAGCCUUCAGGAAGAUUCCUCCUACCGGGUGUCAGUCUCCUCACUGAUUGGCUCUCGAGAAGGACGCCCCGCCUCCCUGAACACCAGAACAGCAUCAGACCAGGGUGUUGUGGGAACAGUGACCUCACUCCAAGUCCAGGAGUCCCGCGGUGAGGUCGUCAGGGUAACAUGGGUGGGCGUGCAGGGAGCAACAGCCUAUCGUGUGUCUUGGAAGCGAAUUGAUGGUGGGGAGGAGAGGAGCCAGCUGGUGGGUGGUGACUUGACAGCGGUGGAUCUGGAGCAGCUGGACCCAGGGGCUCAGUACGAGGUGCAGGUCAUGGCCCUGGUCCAGAACAGACAGGGAACCCCGGUCUCUGUCAGAGUCACCACACCAGGGGAACCUGCUGCUGUAGACCGGGUGGAAGGGGUCAGGGUGCUGGAGGCUACCCCAGGGGUGCUGCGUCUGGUCUGGAGAGGGAUGGCCGGGGUUACAGGGUACCGCAUCUACUGGAGAUCAGCCCUGGGUGAGGCUGAAUCGAGCCGUCUGAUAGGUAGAGAUGCAACCUCGUUUGACUUGGAUGGUCUGCGGCCUGGGGUGAGCUACACUGUGAGGCUAGCUGCCRUCUUCAGGGACAGAGAGAGUCAAGCUGUCUCUAUCACUGCCUCCACAGCUCCCUUACAGCCUAUAAGGGGUCUGCGUGCUAUGGAGGUUACCCAGAAUUCUGUGUUGUUGGACUGGGUUCCAUUGACUGGUGCCACAGGAUACGUCCUGCGCUGGAGAGAGGAGAGGGACACUGGUCCGGGUCAGUCCAUCCCUCUGCCUGGGACAUCCAGCUCCUACAGGGUGACAGGGCUGCGUCUGGGCCUGAGGUACCGCUUCACCCUGCAGCCUAGCUUCCAGAGGGAGGUUGGCCCUGAGACCUCACUGGAUGAACGUACUGUGUGUGUAGGUGGUCGUCUGGACGUGGUGUUCCUGGUUCCAGCUUCCAGGGAUCGGACCAGCAUGGUUGAGCCCCUACUCUCUCUCUUGACCAGCGCUGCCGGMUCCCUCACCACCAUCGGAGCCCGGGACUCACAGAUGGGGAUUGUAGUGUACAGCGCCCGGCCCAAGGUCUGGUUCCUGCUCAGUCGCCAUAGCAACAGUGAGACGCUGCUUCAAGAGAUCCUGUCCACGCCUUUUGAAGACGGGCCAGGAAAUGCUAUAGGCCAGGCGGUGACGUUCACUAGACAGUUCCUUCUCAGCCCGACAGCUGGUCGUAGACCAAGAGUUCCUGGCGUAGUGGUGAUCAUUGCAGACAAAAAAUCAUCCGACAACAUCACUGUCCCAGCCAGUGCUGUCAAAGCCUCAGGUGUCACAGUGCUGGCGGUGGGUAUAGGUCGGGCGGACUCUGAAGAACUGCGCCAGGCGGUGACAGAUGGCAGCACCCAGAACCUCCUAUAUGCUCGUGAUGCCACCCAGCUUGGCACCCUGCACGCCGACCUGGCUGACCUGCUGUGUGGCGUCGCCAGGAUACCAGAGGGAGGGGGCCCAGUGGCAGAGCCGUGUACCAUACAGUGUCCUCGGGGUGAUCGAGGGGAGCGAGGAGAAAAGGGAGAGAUAGGACGAGACGGUACUGACGGACGCAAAGGAGAGCCUGGUCGUGAUGGUUUGCCUGGCAGGGACGGCCCCAGGGGGCCUGAGGGGCGACAGGGUCUGCCUGGCGGGAGUGAGGCCCCCUCAGUUGGUGUCAGAGGGGAGAAGGGGGAGAGGGGUUUUCCUGGUCUGGAUGGGGGUCCAGGAUUGCCAGGGCGACCAGGGACCCCGGGCCCUGGAGGAGUACCGGGUUCACAGGGGCUACCAGGUAUCAGAGGAGAUCCUGGUGAUCCUGGGGUUAAAGGAACAUCAGGGACAAAGGGUGACAGGGGCGACAGUGGUGAGCCAGGGUCGGCUGUUUCAGGAGGAGGUCUGCCUGGCAGGAAAGGAGAACCAGGGGUCCCAGGAUUACCAGGUACCACAGGGCGUCCAGGAACUGACGGGGCCAAGGGCUUUGUGGGACCUGCAGGGAUCCCAGGACAGGACGGUCGCCCCGGGAUACCAGGUGCCCUUGGCCUCUCCAUCAAGGGAGAUAAGGGCAGCACAGGAGAGCGGGGACCUCCAGGAGUGGGCAGUGGCUCGGCUGUAAAGGGGGAGAAGGGAUCACCGGGUUCUGAUGGAAACCCAGGAGCUCAAGGUCCCAGAGGACUUACAGGACAACAGGGAGCCAAAGGAGACAAGGGAGCGAGUGCAGAGGGGUUGCCAGGACCGUCUGGGAAGGCAGGAGAGCCUGGUGACCGGGGUCCCCGUGGUUCUGCUGGAGGCCUUGGAGUCAAGGGGGACCGUGGCCAGCCAGGUGAGCCUGGAUCACAAGGUGACAGGGGGGAGAGAGGACUUGCUGGCUUGCUAGGGGAGAGGGGGGAGAGUGGACAGCCAGGCUCUACAGGGGCUCCAGGYCUGAGGGGUUUGCCUGGCACCAGUGGACUACCAGGGGAGAAGGGCAGCGAGGGCGCUAAGGGAGAACCUGGCCGGAGUGGGCCAGGCUURGGUGGGAAGAAAGGUGAACAGGGUGAGCCGGGUCUGCCAGGUCUGGAGGGGCCCAGGGGCCAGAAAGGCGAGCUAGCCCAGAAAGGUGAAAAAGGUCCCCCAGGUGCUGGCACUCCUGGCCAGGCUGGACCUAAAGGAGAGCAGGGGGAUCGGGGAGUCCCUGGCUUAGCUGGAAGACUGGGGACCAAGGGAGACCCAGGUGACCCAGGAGAGAGAGGGGAGACAGGACGAGCUGGACCCGCAGGAAAGAAUGGCCUCCCAGGGAAAGAGGGAGCCAAAGGAGACAAGGGCGACGAAGGCACUCCCGGGGAGUCUGGUCUACCAGGGAAGGCAGGGGAGAGAGGAGUACGGGGUCUGGCGGGUCAGCCUGGGCGAGCAGGGGAGAAGGGAGACCUGGGAGACUCUGGAGCGCACGGACGCAACCGUGAUAUAGAGCAAAAGCUUAAAGGAGAAAGAGGAGAAAAGGGGGAUGCUGGCGAUCCGGGAGAGCACGGGGGCAAAGGUCAGAAGGGCGAGACAGGGCCCUCAGGGRCCACUGGGCUGCGUGGUCUUGAGGGACAACGUGGACCUUCAGGGGCAAGAGGUGACACAGGAGAGAGAGGAGGCCCAGGAGAGAAGGGUGAGAGAGGUGCGUCUGGACUGGAUGGACGCAACGGUUUGGAUGGCAAACCAGGGGCACCAGGACCGGCCGGCCUGAGGGGAGACGCAGGGAAACUAGGGGAUCCAGGAAGAGAUGGGCUGCCAGGACUGAGAGGUGCACAGGGCCUCCCAGGCCCUAUUGGGCCUGCAGGAAAUCCAGGCACACCUGGCAAAGCAGGAGAAGAUGGAAAACCAGGGGCUGCUGGGAAAAUGGGCGAGGAUGGUGAACCGGGGGAAGAUGGCAGGAAGGGUGACAAAGGAGAGGCUGGGGCUGCUGGAAGAGACGGCCGUGACGGGCUGAAGGGAGACCGGGGCCUUGCAGGGCCUACAGGGCCAACUGGUCUAUCUGGGCCCCCAGGGGUCCCUGGCACCAUCGGACCUCCAGGACAGGUGGUCUAUGCGAAGGGAGCUCCAGCACCAUCUAUCCCUGGCCCUCAGGGACCUACAGGAACCCCAGGUGUGCCUGGAAUCCCAGGGGCUGUAGGAGCCAGAGGGGAGAAAGGAGCAGUGGGUGGUAAAGGUGAAAGUGGUGACCCCGGAGAGGACGGGAAACCGGGCAGGCCUGGAACAGCAGUGGAUGUGCAGAAGGCCCUCUCUAACCUUGGGAUUGAGGUGCAGGACUUGAAGUUGGUUGUGGAGAGGAGGAAUGUGCUGGUCAAGCCUGUGGUGGCGCAAGCUGAGAAGGGCCAGAGAGGAGACAAGGGAGAGGCCGGACAGAGAGGACCAGCAGGGAUAGACGGUGCUCGCGGGCUGGCUGGGGAGAGAGGUGUGAAGGGAGAGCAGGGGGAACAGGGGCCUGUAGGGGCCACAGGACCCAUAGGGAGGGCCAUCGGAGAGAGGGGCCCAGUGGGGCCCCCGGGACAGGCUGGAGAGCCAGGAAAACCUGGAAUACCUGGAGUACCAGGGAGAGCCGGAGAACUGGGAGAGGCUGGACGACCUGGAGAUAAGGGGGAGAGAGGAGAGAAAGGUGACAAAGGAGAGGAUGGGAAAAAUGGGCUAGCUGGAUUAGUGGGCCCACCUGGACCAAAGGGUGCUUCUGCAGAAGCGGGUCUGGCUGGACUCCCCGGAGCAAGGGGGCCCCCUGGGGUCACAGGACCGAAAGGAGAGCCUGGUGCUUCAGGACCACAGGGAUCCAAAGGAGACGGGGGUAUUGCAGGUCCCCGUGGAGAUAAAGGCGACCGAGGUCCAUCUGGAGAGCAGGGACGCAAUGGCUUUCAGGGGACAGCAGGAGAACCUGGAAAACCGGGACAGGAUGGGAAGCCGGGCCUACCUGGGUUCCCUGGAGUGCUGGGCAGACCGGGGAACCCUGGAGAACCUGGAAUUAGAGGAUCAACUGGUCCGAUCGGUACCAACGGGCCUCCAGGUCCACCAGGGGUCAAGGGUAAUCAAGGAGUGCCUGGGGUUGGCGUUCAGGGGCUGUCUGGUCCCCAAGGCAGCAUGGGACUGCCGGGACCUGCAGGGCCUCCCGGAGCUGUGGGUCCGUCAGGACCUCCAGGUCUGCCAGGGCAGACGGGCGAGGGGGGCAAGCCAGGGGUCCCAGGAAGAGACGGAAUACCUGGAAAAGAGGGAACACCAGGGUUGCCAGGCAAACAGGGUAUCGCUGGACCAAUGGGCUCCACAGGGUUGAAAGGGGAGCAGGGGGACAGUGGCCCCCCAGGAAAGGCUGUAGCAGGACCCCCUGGUGUGAAAGGAGCACAGGGACCUCCUGGUGUGACCUUACCUGGGACAAUGGGAGAGAGGGGGCUGCCAGGGCUACGGGGUGAGAGAGGGGACAAGGGUCCUGCAGGCAUCAAAGGGGACAGGGGCCCUGCUGGUGAAAAUGGCGAACCUGGAGAAGAUGGGGGCAGAGGACCUGCAGGGCCUAAAGGAGACAAGGGAGAGAGAGGCAUCGGACUGGCAGGGCCUCCUGGUCAGCUGGGACCUCAAGGGUUAAAGGGGGACACAGGACUCCCGGGCCCAGCAGGUCCUCCAGGAGCCCGUGGCAUAGCAGGGACCCCUGGUCUGGCCGGCCUGAGAGGAGAGAACGGAACCCCAGGACCUCCAGGACCUCUAGGACCCAGGGGUCUCCAAGGCUUUCUUGGUCAGGCAGGGACCCCUGGAGGUCCUGGGCCCCCCGGACCCACCGGCCUAGUUGGUACACCGGGAACUGCUGGAGGCAAAGGGGACAAGGGAGCGAUUGGAGCAGGAGUACCUGGAUUGAGAGGCGAGAGAGGAGACCCAGGACCCAGAGGGGAGGAGGGUCGAGCUGGUUUGGACGGGGAGAGAGGACUAGUGGGCUCCCCAGGUGGCAAAGGAGGCAGUGGAGAGAAGGGUGAAUUGGGGCCACAAGGUGACAAAGGAGAAAAGGGCGAUACUCUCCUGGUGGGAGGACCUACGGGAGAGAAGGGCAACAAAGGAGAGACGGGUGACCGAGGGCCAAAAGGGGGGCAGGGGGAGAAAGGCUUGAAAGGCAGUGACGGCCCAGCUGGGGAGCAGGGUCUGAGAGGUGAGCCAGGAGACAGGGGCUCUACAGGGUUCCAGGGGGCCAGAGGUCCAGGAGGACAGAAGGGAGAGGCGGGCCUGCCUGGUGUACCUGGAGAAUCUGGUACACCAGGAAAAGAUGGAAUGCCAGGCUUUAGAGGAGAGAAGGGAGACAUGGGAAUAACUGGAAUGCGUGGAAUUAAGGGCGACCGAGGAUCAAAGGGGGCGUGUGGAUCRGACGGACCAAAWGGAGAAAAGGGAGAUUCAGGGAUCCAUGGGCGGUCAGGGUUGCCUGGAAGGAAAGGUGAGCAGGGAGAAUUGGGUUCUCCAGGGGCCAUUGGAACCGCAGGCAAGGAGGGACUGAUCGGACCCAAGGGUGACCGAGGCUUGGAUGGAGUCUUGGGGCCCAAAGGAACUCAGGGAGAGAAGGGCGAAAGGGGCCCCUCAGGUAUCCCCGGCCCCCCAGGCCCCAGAGGAGUAGACGGGGCCUCUGGACUGACAGGGUCUCAGGGACCAGCUGGAGCUAAGGGCCCCGAAGGCCUCCAAGGACAGAAGGGGGAGCGGGGGCCUCUUGGUCCUGCCAUGAUAGGUCCACGCGGUAUCCCAGGUAAACCAGGAGACGGUGGCAAGCAGGGGGAGUUGGGUCCAGAUGGAGCCAAGGGAGACAGAGGAGAGCCAGGCUUGACGGAGGAUGAGAUUCGGACAUACGUCCGCACAGAAAUGAGCCAACACUGUGCUUGUGGAGGUGUUGUUGUGACAGAAACCCUGUCCCGCCCCAGGGCGCGUCCUGUUCCAGAGCAACAGCUGGCCCGGCAGGGCAAGGAGGGCAAGGAUGGGCGUGAGCUGCGUGUGGUGGUGAACACCAAUGACCCUGACUACGAAGAUAUCUACUCUAUAGAGAGUUACGAUGAUUCCAUGGCUAUGGAGCAGAGCAUCCACCUAACCCCCGCUGCGAAUCAUAACGACGGUGAGACAGUCACUGUUGACCCUCUGAAAGCAAAAAGGUCCAGGAGAGAGGUCAAAGGGGAAGCUCCAGUGGACAUUUGCGUGUUGCCCCUGGAGGAGGGCAGCUGUGGGAGGUUUACUCUGCGCUGGUACUUUAACAGCCAGGUGCAGGCCUGUAGACCCUUCAUCUACAGCGGCUGUGAGGGCAACGCCAACCGCUUCCUCCAUCAGGAGACCUGUGAGGAGCGCUGCCUCCCGGAGGACACAGAUGCUGUUCCUUUGAAAAAGGUGCGAUGAUGAAGGGCAUGUCAUGACUACCUCYUCUCCACCCUAAAGAAUGGCAACAAAUGGUUGUUUAAUAUUUAAAGCUAUAAMCAUUGGCAAGGUUUUGAAUAUACAGUAUAUACACCAUUGAUGGAUCUUUUCUCAUGGUUGAUGAUUUUAUUAUUUAUUUCAAGUACAUUUAUAUUACGUUAACUCUGCAGCCAAACUUUUAAAUCCCACUACUCUAGCGAGUACAGCAGCACCGUAUUAAAGGAAGACAAUGUUGUCCAAACAUUGAUGCAACCAUACCACAGAAUCUGUCUUUGGUGGAUGUACAGGUAAUGAGUUCCAAAUCUGUCCACUAAAUAGCUGUUCUGUAUGUAUAAAGAGGCACUCACAAUACAUGUUAUCAUAUUUUGCCAAUGUAAUGUACAUAUAAAUGUAUAUUUGUAUUACCUGGGAAAUAGUGUUUUGUGUGUCCUAAUGAUUCAUGUUAAACUCUGCAUGUUUUAACCUGACAGAGGAAAGGUGCUAUUUUAAAAUAUAUUUUUAUAUUGCACAUUUCAUUUGUUGUUUUCAAAGAAAAAUAAAAGUUUGUAUUUAAGCCAA